This is a messenger RNA of Pectinophora gossypiella (pink bollworm), 3186 nucleotides long. RefSeq names its product zinc finger CCCH domain-containing protein 10-like. Gene Ontology annotation, molecular function: metal ion binding. The transcript has a single exon. The record is from RefSeq and is a predicted model, not a curated record. Lineage: Eukaryota; Metazoa; Arthropoda; Insecta; Lepidoptera; Gelechiidae. The coding region runs from base 319 to 1956 and encodes 545 amino acids.
AAGACCAAGUAGAUCAUACUUUCAAUCAUUCACGCCUUCAAGUAGCUGGAAACAUUUUGAGAUUUUUGUUGUUAUUUUGUAUAUUUGUGCAAAAUAUUGAACAAUCGUAAAUACAAAUGUUCAAAACGUGUGUAACUGACGAUAGAAUAUAUUAUAAUACAUAGUGGUUAUGUGUUAAGAAAUGUACCAGGAAAUAAAAACAAUGUGAGUUAAUUUCCAUUUUCCACGUUUUAUUUGCGGAAAUGAUUAACUUAGUGCCCGUUAUCCUGCUAUAUAGAAGCUAGAUUAACGCGAGGAGAUGAUUUGUUAAAAGAAACCAUGAUCGGCAACGGAUCAACGAAUAUGGACGGUAUGAUGAAUGCCUCUGAAGAUGGUGAAAAAGGAGCUCCAACGGCUUAUAAUUUCUGUCGAGAUUUUAUACGAGGAUGCUGUACACGCGAAAACUGUAGAUAUAUACACGAAAUACCAUCAAAGCCUUAUUUGAAAGAACUCUUCCGUUUCUGCCACGACUUUCAAAACAAAGGUUGUUUCCGAGCAAACUGCAAGUUUAUCCACAGCUCUGCUGACGAGGAAGAGCACUUUUACGUCACUGGAAUGUAUCCUCGCGAUCCUCGCAACUUGCCAAUAUGUCAAGCUUAUAUUCACGGGGCAUGUUCUAACAAUGAUUGCAAGUACGUCCAUCCGCCAGAUGUAGUCGGUACUGAAGUCGGACGACAACUAAAUAUACCACCUCCGCCGUAUAACCGGCCGCCACCACCUCUUAGAGAUGAUGAUUCUCCGCCUGAAGCCAAAUUCCGAAGGUUUGCAUAUGAAGAGAAUGGUAUUGAGAAACCAGUCCUACCUCCAACAAAUAUAUGCCCCAACUGUGAUUCUCUGGACCACAAAGUUAAGUUACUUCAUGAUAAUAUAAGUGUUUUAUUGAAGAAAGUUGCAGACUUGACUGAGAAGAAUGUUCAACUGACAUCAAUGAAUGAAUUUUUGUUGGAACAAACUGCUUCUAUCAGAACUGAUCAACCUUGCGUGAUUACUUCCCGUCACGGCACCUCUGCCCCUGUGUCUCUAGCUACAGUAAGUGUGACACCUGUAGUGAGCCUAGCAGGUGCAUUACCAGCUCUGGUUCCAGCAGCUGCAACACCUAAUCUAGCCCUAGCACCAGCAGCAUCCAGAGCACAACUCUUGACUCCAGCACCUCAAAUACUUACAGUGAGCACUACACAACAGCUGGUUGGUAAUUCUGGAGCGUUAAUAGUUACUAGUGCUGGAGCUCAGCAGCUAAUGCAAGUCAGUGAUUCUGGCACAUUGAUGGGUGGUGGACAAACUGUGGUGGCGGUGACGCCGGCGCAGCUGACGUUAGCGCCUCCUGCUCAACAGCUUAUGAGCAGUGGGCCACAAACAGCAGUGCAGCAGUUGGUACAGCAGUCUGCACUACAACCUCAACUUGCGCCACAACAUCAAGCUACACAGUAUGCCACACAACAAUCUGUACAACAUUUGGCAGCAGCUCAGCAAUCUGCACAACAUUUAGCAGCACAGCAAUCGGCCCAACAUCUGGCACAUCAACAAAAUGCACAACACUUGGCUCAGCAGUCAGCUCAGCACUUAGCUGCUCAGCAGUCAGCUCAACACUUGGCUGCUCAACAGUCUGCACAACAACAUCUUGCUGCAGCACAGCAAUCUGCUCAACAUUUAGCAGCAGCUGCCCAACAGUCUGCCCAGCAGUUGGCAGCGGCUGCUCAGCAGUCUGCUCAACAGAUGGUGGCUCAGCAAUCAGCGCAGCAGCUAGCUGCUCAACAGUCAGCACAGCAACAAUUGGUUCCCUCUGCACAACAGUUGGUUCACCAGACUUCCACCCAACAGAUUACCAUCUCAAGCACUAGUCAACCAAUGGCACUUCCUAACUCUCAGGCUCAGCCUAUUACAUUCCCAAUAAUUUCACAAAGUAUACUACCACACUGAGCUACAUUGAACUUAUCCAAUGUAUUUAUUACCACAUUAAAAUUACAUUUCAAAGUAUACUGAUUGUAGUUUAAGCUAUUGAAAAUUUAUACAAUUUGCAUAGAACACACAACCUAUAUCGGUUGUUUUCUUUGGAUAAACUGGUAUCUUGUCGAAAAUAAGCAAUAUUAUAUUAAAAAACGCAAUGUAAGAUAUUUCUGGUUGAAUUGUAAUACUUAAGUCCGAAAAUUUUGAAUUUGGUGUGUUGUUCACACAAUUUAUUGCUGAAUGAUUCUAGGUAUAUUAAUCAAUCAAACUAGAUGGUGCCCAGUGCGCUCGCUGCUAAAGCAGUGUCGCGUGCUGUGAGUGACCUUUCAUACUAUAAAAAUUAAAAACCUCUUGACAGAAGAUUUGACUGCAAUUUUGGAUCUUUGGUGUCAUAUUCUUAUAUCAACCCAAAUAACAUUAUCUUGUGUCUCCCUGAUGCAGAGCAGUUUUCAGACAUCUCGAAGAAUUCCCUCACUCACAGAGGUGGCUCAAUCAAAUCCCUCUCAUUUUACCCCCUUGGGGCUCCUUGGAGAACAACUAUCAGUGAGGAAGUUUCCAGCUAUAUAUAACAUAUAUAUAAUAUAAUUAUAAUCAAUCACAAUAACAUUUCCAGAGAUUUAAUAAUAACAUGGAGUAAUUAAUAUACUAUGAUAUUACUAAUUAUCACUACCUUUUUAUCAUUACUAAUUUUUGGACUUUGUGAUGUUAUAGAUAAUUAUAAUAUGUAAAUUAUUAAUGCUUGCUCGCAAAUUCAACCAUGAAAUAAUUAUAGGUACUUAACUUACACAUUAAUAAACCCAUUAAAACUGUUACAACCUAAUUAAGGGUAGGUAAAUUAUAUUUAGUAGAUCAAAUUCUUUGUUUGAAACAGUAUUUUUAUUGUGUAAAUGUGCUUUUAAACAUAAGGUUUUUAUAAUUUUAAUGAAGACCUGGAGUUUGAUUUCUCCUAAAUGAAGAAUUCACAGGCAGUAAAUAAGAAGAAUAAUAUUAAGCAGAAUUCUGGAAGCAAAAGAUCAAUAACAUUUUAAAUUAAUUUGGUUUUGUUAUUGUGCCACCAAUUAAUUAGUUAAGGGUAUUUUUAGUUUUUGGGCUUGAUAAGAAUUAUUGUUCUUGACCUAAUAGGCGUAAUGAAGCUUCGCUACUCAGAACUGUAAUGUUAAAUUAGGCUAUUUAUUUUAUUAAUAAAAGGAUUGUUCAAACGUU